AUGAUGAAGAUAUACGCUACGUCUUAUACAAUUUUAUUGCUGUUCGUAGUUCAAAAUAGUUAUGGAAUUUCAAGUCCUCUUGAACCAUUUACUACUUAUCGAUAUUCAACUGAACUUCAACUUGACGUAGCUGAUCUUUGGUGGACAGUAGAUGAAAUUGAACAAGAAAUUACUUUUGAAUUACAUAUUAAAACACUAGGAUGGGUUGCUUUGGGUAUUAGUCCAGCUGGUGGAAUGAAAGGUGCCGAUAUUGGCCUUGGAUGGGUUGAUAAAGCAGGUGAAGUUCAUUUUCAAGAUCGAUAUGCAUAUGGCACUUCACGACCAGUAGUUGAUAAUACCACAAAAGACUGGUUUGCAUUAAAAGGUCGUGAACAAAAUGGUUGGACAGCUAUUCAAUUCAAACGUUUUCUUGAUACUUGCGAUACAAUGGAUGUUCCAAUUAAAUCUGGUACUAAUAUUCUUAUUUUUGCCUAUGGUCUUGAUGAUCCUGAUAUGUCUCAAUCAGAUGGCUCAAUAUAUUAUCAUGAUAAGCGACGAGGUUCACGCAUUCUUCCACUGCAAUCUUAUGGUAAUCCAUCACCAGAAGAAAAAUUUGCUGGUCUUGACUCUUUUGAGUUCCGCUUGAAAGACUAUGUUGUGCCAUCUAAUGACACGACUUAUCAUUGUAAAAUCUACAAAGCACCAACUAGUUUUUCACAACGAAGACAUGCUAUUGCACAUAAAACAUUAAUUGAUCCAAAUAAUCGAGAUCUUGUUCAUCAUUUAUUAUUGUAUGAAUGUAAUCCUACAGCUGUAUUCGAUGAUAACAAUUUACCAGAUGGUUUAUGUGAUGAAAUUAUGCCAAAAAUUGCUCAAUGUGCUUCAAAUAUUGCCAGUGGAUGGGCUGUUGGUGGUGAUGAUAUAGUAGAAUUUCCAGAGAUUGGUGGAUAUCCAGUAGGUGGUGAUUUUGAGAUAAAAUAUUACAUGGUUCAAAUGCAUUAUGAUAAUCCAAAGUUAACAUCUAAUCGUCGUGAUAAUUCAGGCAUUCGAUUUUAUCUGGGAAAAGAACUUCGUCAAUACGAUAUUGGUUAUCUUACAUUUGGUGCUGAUUCAAGUUAUGCCGCUAUUGCUAUUCCACCAGAAACUGAUCGAUUUAUAAUCGAUUCUUAUUGUCCAGCUGAGGCUACAAAAUAUUUUCCUGAAUCGGGAAUAACAGUUCUUGCCGCAUUUCCACAUACUCAUUUGCAAGGUUCCAGUCUAUGGACAAAAGUAAUUCGAAAUAACACAGCGGUUGAAUAUUUAUUUAAUGCUGAUGCAUAUGAUUUCAAUUAUCAAUUUGAAAAUCGACUACCAAAACCAAUUCAAUUGUAUCCCGGUGAUGAGCUAGCGACUCGUUGUAUUUAUAGAACGUCAAAUAAAAGUGUUAUAACUUUGGGUGGUGAAAGAACAAGAGAUGAAAUGUGUUUACAUAUGUUUGUUUAUUAUCCUCGUAUGAGAAAUGUAUACGGUUGUAUGACAUUCUUUUCUCAAGAAGUAUGGAAAGAAAAAAUGAAUAGUUCAGAAUCCUCAUUAAAUUAUCAAGCACUUGGAAAAUGGUUAAAAGAAUUGACAUGGACACCCGACUCAGUAAUUCAAUGGCAGGAAUUUUAUAAUGAUGCACCACGUGUCGUUAUGGUUGGUCGUGCAGGCAAUUUUGACUAUAUAAAUCUAACUAAAAUACCAGAAUAUGAAGAUUUAGAGCCAACAAAAUGUAAAAGAGGCGUUCCGAAUUCAGCUAUUCAUAAAAACGUAUUUAUUCUUUGUACAUUUAUUUCAUUGUUUAUAACAAUAAUUUCAAAUUAUUUUUGA
This is a messenger RNA of Rotaria sp. Silwood1, 1827 nucleotides long. Lineage: Eukaryota; Metazoa; Rotifera; Eurotatoria; Philodinida; Philodinidae. The record is from the annotation of a GenBank genome assembly.